AUGUCUGAGCUUAGCAAGAACUUUGAGACGCUGCAGCUUCAUGCUGGCCAAGAACCCGACCCCGCGACGAACUCGCGCGCGGUGCCCAUUUAUGCCACGACCAGCUACACCUUCAAUGACUCGGCCCAUGGCGCGCGCCUCUUUGGCCUCAAGGAGUUUGGCAACCUCUACUCCCGCAUCAUGAACCCCACGGUCGACGUCUUUGAGAAGCGCAUCGCCGCACUCGAGGGCGGCGUGGCCGCCCUCGCCGCCUCCUCGGGCCAGGGCGCGCAGUUCAUCGCCAUCGCCACGCUCGCCCACGCCGGCGACAACAUUGUGUCCACCACCAACCUCUACGGCGGCACGUACAACCAGCUCAAGGUCUUCUUCCCGCGCCUAGGCAUCAAGACCAAGUUUGUCGACGUGGACAAUGUCGAGAACAUUCGCAACGCCAUUGACGACAAGACCAAGGCCGUCUACGUGGAGAGCAUCGGCAACCCGCGCUACAAUGUCCCCGACCUCGAGGCCAUCGCCAAGGUGGCGCACGAGAAGGGCGUCCCGCUCGUCGUGGACAACACCUUUGGCGCGGGCGGCUACUUUAUCCGUCCCAUCGAGCACGGCGCCGACAUUGUCGUGCACUCGGCCACCAAGUGGAUCGGCGGUCACGGCACGACCAUUGGCGGUGUGGUCGUCGACAGCGGCAAGUUCCCCUGGGGUGAUCACCCCAAGCGGUUCCCGCAAUUCGUCGAGCCCUCAGAGGGCUACCACGGUCUCAAGUUCUGGGACACCUUUGGUCUCCAGUCCUUCAUCAUCCGCGCCCGGGUCGAGAUUCUGCGUGACCUUGGCGCGACCCUCAACCCCUUUGCCGCGCAGCAGCUGAUCCUCGGUAUCGAGACGCUGUCCCUUCGGGCCGAGCGCCACGCCGAGAAUGCGUUCAAGCUCGCGCAGUGGCUCGAGAAGAGCGAGUAUGUCUCGUGGGUGUCGUAUCCGGGCCUUGCGAGCCACCCGUACCACGAGAACGCGAAGCGCUAUCUGAAGAGGGGCUUCGGCGGCGUUCUCAGCUUCGGCGUCAAGGGGGGUGGUGCUGCCGGCAGCCAGGUCGUCGACAGCUUCAAUCUGAUUUCCAACCUGGCAAACGUCGGUGACGCCAAGACGUUGGCCAUCCACCCAUGGAACACUACUCACGAGCAACUCUCCGAGGAGGAACGCAUCAACUCAGGCGUAACGGAGGAUCUAAUCCGCAUCUCGGUCGGCAUCGAACAUAUUGAUGACAUUAUCGCCGACUUUGCGCAGUCGUUCAAGAAGGCAGCGGCAGCGAAGACCGAGGGCGGAGCAAAGGGCCCGGAUGCGACAUCUGCCAAGGGGACAGAAGCUCCAACGGCGCCAUGA
Messenger RNA from Emericellopsis cladophorae, 1368 nucleotides. Its product is annotated as O-acetylhomoserine (Thiol)-lyase. Lineage: Eukaryota; Fungi; Ascomycota; Sordariomycetes; Hypocreales; Bionectriaceae. The coding region runs from base 1 to 1368 and encodes 455 amino acids. The transcript has 4 exons. The record is from RefSeq and is a predicted model, not a curated record. Gene Ontology annotation, biological process: transsulfuration. Gene Ontology annotation, molecular function: transferase activity, transferring alkyl or aryl (other than methyl) groups; pyridoxal phosphate binding.